AUCUUCUUCUCUUUUAAAUCUUGAGUGAAAGUGGUGUUGUUGUUCUUUCUCUUCAACGUAAACCCUAAUUUCCUCUUCACUUACCCAAAUCUUUACAGUAAAAAUUUACUGGUGCACCUGGCUACAACAGAUCAUUUAUGGGUAAGAGAACGAGAUCAAUGAUGAUGGUGGUUGAAGAGGAGGAGGAUAGAAUUUCGAAACUACCCAAUUUUGUCAUAAUACACAUACUGUCAUUUCUUCCGACUAAGGAUGUGGUUCGGACUUGCCUCCUUUCAAAACGUUGGAAACUCAUGUGGUAUUUCGUCCCUAAACUCUCUUUCUCCAAUACUGAAAAUCAUUUCCAGGAAGAGUUCUUCCAUUUUGUGGACAAGUGUUUGGAACACCGUAACAUAGUUAGGCACUUUGUCCCUGAAUCGAUGGUAACUAGUUUUGAGCUUAAAAUGUAUUUCUAUGAUAGAAGUUUAGUUGACCGCUUAGACAAAUGGUUAGCUUUUGCAGUUGACAAUAAGCUUCAGAAAAUAAACCUUUGUUUGGGCAUAGAGAGUAAAGAUAAUCAAUUUUACUACUACCGCUUGCCUAAAACUCUAGUACUCAAUGCAAAACACUUGACUAGUUUAGAGUUGAGUUAUUUGGAGUUGGAUUCUCGUUACUCCUUUAGUUUUCCAUCCUUGAAAUCGUUGUCGUUGCUUUAUGUUCAGCUUGCUGAUAGUGAUGUGGUAGAAAAGUUGUUGUUGGGUUCCCCUUCCCUUGAGAGUUUGCAGCUAUGUCGUUUACGUCCUUAUCCGGAUCAUCUCCACAUACACAAUUCAAGCAUCAAGUUCUUGCAAAUUACAUUGCCUUGUGAUACAGCAUUACAAAUUGAAGUGAUAAAUCUUGAAUCUUUAGAACUAUAUGGUGUUCCCUUUGAAAAAACAAAUUUCUCUGUAUGCAAGGCAAUUAGAAAUCUCGUAUUGUUUUGUGAUUUUGGUUCAGAAGAGUCGCCAUCGUUAGAAUAUCUAAUUUCAAACCUUCAUCAACUUGAGAAUUUGACCUUGGCCAGUUCAAAUGUGUUGCCAUUGAGGCACCUUAAAAUUUCCAAUCAUCACUUGAAAAGUUUAAGGUUGAGGUUUACUAGUUUUAUAAAGGAUGUAAGAAGACUUAGAAGAGUAAUAAUUGAAGCUCCAAAAUUAGCAUCCUUUCGUUAUAAAGGAAAUAUCUAUAGUAGUAUAUCAAUACAGUCAUCCAAUUUGUUGGACGGAAAUUUCAUUAUUGUUGAUCCGUUUAAGAAAUAUGACUCAGAUUGGUUUAUCGAUAUGAUGAAUUUUCUUGUAAAUCUCAAUUGCUCCUGGAAUAUGUUGAGCAUGCAUAUUGACUCAGAAAAGGCCCUCAUAUUCCCAGAGAAAAUGAAGAAUAUAUGUCGUUCUCCUUUAGUUAAUUUGGAGCAUCUUAGGGUUUUCACUAAUCGUAAACUAGAAAAGAAAUCACACUUGAAAGAGUCUAUGUUGUGGGCUUGUCCUUCUUUAAUGGUUAUAUCUAUAAAGCAAGGGCAAGGGCCAUCUUUACGUUUUCUACCGGAAAGGCCAUCUACUUGUUGCUUUUCAACACUUUAAUGAAUUGGCAUGUUUACUUUGGAUAGGAUACUUUAAAUUGUAGAUUGGAACUGCCAAGAAGUUAUGUAGUUUAGAGCUAAUUUGCUGAAGAGUUCUACUUUUGAGUUUGGUUUGUGAGAUCAUAAUGAGAAUAUUUGCAACUUUAUAUAAUGUUAUGUAGA
This is a messenger RNA of Cannabis sativa, 1750 nucleotides long. Its product is annotated as FBD-associated F-box protein At5g56370-like. NCBI's taxonomy places the organism in Eukaryota, Viridiplantae, Streptophyta, Magnoliopsida, Rosales, Cannabaceae. Gene Ontology annotation, molecular function: protein binding. The transcript is spliced from 3 exons. Bases 138 to 1589 code for a protein of 483 amino acids. The record is from RefSeq and is a predicted model, not a curated record.